Molecule: messenger RNA, 813 nt
Organism: Closterium sp. NIES-65
Lineage: Eukaryota; Viridiplantae; Streptophyta; Zygnematophyceae; Desmidiales; Closteriaceae
Source: the annotation of a GenBank genome assembly
AUGCUCCCUCGCUGCUAUGCUCCCUCGCUGCUAUGCUCCCGCGCUGCUAUGCUCCCUCACUGCCAUGCUCCCUCGCUGCUAUGCUCCCUCGCUGCUAUGCUCCCGCGCUGCUAUGCUCCCACGCUGCUAUGCUCUCUCGCUGCUAUUCCUCUUUUCUGGCUUCGUUCACACCCCGUCCCUAAAUGCACACUGCUGGCUCAAUACUCAACCCAACUUAAUCCCCCCCUGGCAGCGCGGGUGCUGGAGGAGUGCGCUGCAGCAUGGGGCUCCUACGAGUGGGGCUAUGGUGCAAACGUCUUCCCUCCGCCUGAGUGGCGGGUGGGGGGCGACUGUGACACGGCGGAUCUAAUCAGAUGCGACGCCAACGGGCUCAUUAUUGAAAUGUGGAUCGACAACUCGCCCAUCCCUGAUUCGCGAUAUGGUGACGGAAGUCUGCGGCACAACGACUUAGAGGGCUCCAUCCCGGCAUCCUUCAGCAUGCUCACCUCGCUCGUCUACCUCAUUGGGCAGAGCAGCAUGGGGCAGAGCAGCAUGGGGCAGAGCAGCAUGGGGCAGAGCAGCAUGGGGCAGAGCAGCAUGGGGCAGAGCAGCAUGGGGCAGAGCAGCAUGGGGCAGAGCAGCAUGGGGCAGAGCAGCACGGGGCAGAGCAGCAUGGGGCAGAGCAGCAUUGGGCAGAGCAGCAUCCUGUCUGGUGCCAUUCCACCUGGCAUAGGCGCCCUCACGGCCCUACGAGAGCUGGGUCUCUCCGACAACCAGCUGUCUGGUGUUAUUCCCCCCGCCAUAGGCGCCCUCACAUCCCUUUCGUACCUGUGA